Paramuricea clavata is the source of this 1044-nucleotide messenger RNA. Lineage: Eukaryota; Metazoa; Cnidaria; Anthozoa; Malacalcyonacea; Plexauridae. The record is from the annotation of a GenBank genome assembly.
AUGCUUGUUGAUACUGGAGCUACAUCUCAUAUUGUUACAAAAGAUGUAUUGAAACGUGUUGAUGGUAACUUUAACCCAGCAAAGCAUUACAUGGAACUUGCUGAUGGGACACGUAGAAAUAAUGUGGCUCUGAAACGUGGAGAUGCUGAAGGAUCAAUAGCUGAUGAAAAUGGAAAAUAUGUGAAAGCUGUUCUGAAAGACGUACUGUUCAUACCAACGUAUCCACAGAAUAUAUUUUCUGUUAGAGCAGCUACUUCAAAUGGAGCCAAAGUAAAGUUCUCACAAGAUAAAAAUGAACUUGUCUACAAAGAUGGUACAACUUUCAUUAUUGAGGAACAUGAACGCUUGUAUUGUUUGAACACUGUUAAUCAACUAAAUGAUGAUAGCAAUAUAAGUAGUUCAUAUGAUAAGGUCAGUCUUGCAUGCAAUAUUUACAAGUGGCAUGAAAUAUUAGGGCAUUGCAAUUUCGAUGAUAUAAUGAAACUAGAAAAUGUAGUCCCUGGAAUGAAAGUUGUAGGGAAGGUAGAUAGGUCCAAGUUAGAAUGUGGUACAUGUACAGAAGGGAAGUUUGCAAAUUGUAGAAAUAGAGCACCAGAUAGUCGAGCUACAAAACCCCUAGAAAAGGUACAUACAGACUUAGCAGGUCCCAUUAGCCCAGUGUCCAAAAAUGGUUUUAAAUAUUGCAUUGCAUUCACUGAUGAUUUUUCUGGAGCCAUUUUUGUAUAUUUCCUUAGAAAUAAGACUGACACCCUAUUAGCAACUGAGAAGUUUCUUGCCGAUUGUGCACCUUAUGGCCAGGUAAAGUGCUUGAGGUCAGAUAAUGGCACAGAAUUUAUGAAUGGUGAUUUCCAAGAUCUUCUUAGGAAAAGAGCCAUUAAGCAUGAAACUUCUUGUCCAAAUUCUCCCCACCAGAACGGAACAGCGGAAAGGUACUGGCGGACACUAUUUGAAAUGGCUCGGUGUUUGUUGUUGGAGAGUGGUGUGCCUAAGAUGUUGUGGCCAUAUGCCGUCCAAACUGCCGCUCAUAUUAGAAAUAAGUGUUAA